This is a messenger RNA of Umbelopsis ramanniana AG, 428 nucleotides long. RefSeq lists its product as uncharacterized. Lineage: Eukaryota; Fungi; Mucoromycota; Umbelopsidomycetes; Umbelopsidales; Umbelopsidaceae. The record is from RefSeq and is a predicted model, not a curated record. The transcript has a single exon. Bases 113 to 337 code for a protein of 74 amino acids.
UGGGUAUGAAUAGAUAAAUCAUCAGGGUGGACAAAAUCAAAUAAAAUACCACUGUGUGGUCUUGUAAUUAAUGGACUACAUUGCAAAAUAAGUUAAAGAGAAAGAAACAAAGAUGGUUGGAUAUGGAAGAGCUGUAUACUCUUGUGAUAGUGGAUUUCUACUGCCAUGUUUCAUUCAAAUUGCUUCGCAGAGUUGUGUCAUGGAGCCUUUGAUUUCAUUCGAAAACAAAGUAGAGAUGAAAGAGCUGUCAAACCUUGAUAUAAACCGUUGUUGCAAUACUCAGAACCACGGCAGCACACUUUUUUCCUCUACCACUCCUUUCGCGCCGCUCGCAUGAAGGAAGCAAAUUUUUUUUUUUUUUUUAUAUAUCGACGGGUUUAUGUAGGAAGGGUUUGUUUCAAUGUACAAAAAGAAAGAAAAUUUCAAGG